This is a messenger RNA of Lasiosphaeria miniovina, 1053 nucleotides long. RefSeq lists its product as uncharacterized. The transcript has 5 exons. Bases 1 to 1053 code for a protein of 350 amino acids. The record is from RefSeq and is a predicted model, not a curated record. NCBI's taxonomy places the organism in Eukaryota, Fungi, Ascomycota, Sordariomycetes, Sordariales, Lasiosphaeriaceae.
AUGGCACCUCUAUCACACCGUCACCAGCCGUCCUUAGAGGGCAUAAUUGACUUCUCUGAAGCCGCCCCCAGUUUCGAAAAUGUGCAGCAACGCGCCCAGGCUACUGACAGGUUCCACCGUAUCGUCGCGCACUUCGAGAACACUAAACAGCAGCUAGCUUCUUCUCGAUCCUGCGACGGGUACAAUCGCCCAGCCCUCAUUCGCCUUACAUUCGAAUAUGCGCACUCGCUAGAGUCGCAGGACAAGGUAGCUAGUCUUCGCACGCUGGUAUUUUCGUUUGCCGAUCACCUCAUUUACUACUUCUUCCUCCCUUUGCGGGCCUCCACGGGCAAAACCCCUCAGCCAACACCUACCUACCAUAUUGCGGGCCAGCAAGUCCAAACCCAGGAGGAGCAGCAGCGAAUGCAAGAGUUCGUGGGAACUCCUAAGCGUCUAGGGGCCUUACGGGGCCUCUGCCUUACCCGUGACCGCCACCGCUGCGUCAUCACGUGUGCCUUCGAUCAAGACGAACUCGCACAGCGGCUACGCCAAUCUCCUGCCAGAGACGACGAUGGAAAUGUGCUUAAUCCCCGUGACGGUUAUAGCCAUCUCGAGGUGGCACAAAUUCUCCCAUUCGGUCUAACGAAGGUGGAGGGGGGUGGUGAAUUGAGCGAGUCUAAGAAGGCUACCAUUGCCAUUCUUAAUACGUUUGACGUUGGUGUAAUCCAUCUUAUCGAAGGCAUCGAUAUCAACGCCAUUACUCUUUCCCUCGAGAUGCAUAAAUUUUCGGGAACUUCGAGAUCUUCUUCGAGCGCGUACAUUUCACCCCCCUUUUUUUUGUUAGCCCAGCUCCAAUUCCCUCUUCCCAGGACACUUUUCUCACACGCAUCUAUCGACACCCGGUUGGAACGACUUCCCGAACUUCACUCUGCCAUCGGCCACGUACUUCACCUUUCAGGCGCUGGCGACUAUAUCAAGGUGAUUCUCAGGGACAUGGAGGAUGGGGUGGUGCGGGAGGGCUGGUCGACGCAGCUCGGCGCUCUUGUGAACGCCGCCUUGCAGAUAAGUACGUAG